AUGCAGCCGGCACUCUCAGUCUUCUUCAUGCUGCUCUCUGUCCUGCUGUGUCUCCUGGAAAUCCUGGCCAACGGCUUCAUUGUGCUGGUGCUGAGCAGAGAAAGGAUGCGGCGUGGGAGGCUGCUUCCCUCUGACGUGAUCCUCGUUAGCUUGGGUGCCUCCCGCUUCUGCCUGCAGUGGGUCGGAAUGGUGAACGACUUCGACUACAUCCUCCACCUGCACGAGUACAGCCAAGGACCUGGCCGGCAAUUCACUGGUCUCCACUGGCACUUCCUGAACUCGGCCACCUUCUGGUUUGGCUCUUGGCUCAGUGUCCUCUUCUGCAUGAAGAUUGCCAACUUCACCCACCCCACCUGCCUCUGGCUGAAGUGGAGGUUGCCAGGGUCAGUGCCCUGGCUCCUCAUGGCUUCUCUCCUGAUCUCUUUCAUUGUCACCCUGCUCUUCUUUUGGGGAAACCAGGCUGUGUAUCAAGGAUUCCUAAUUAGAAAAUUUCCUGGGAGCAUGACCUUCAAGCCGUGGAGCCAGAGGCUGGAAAUUCACUAUUUCUUGCCCCUGAAACUUAUCACCUUGUCAGUUCCCUGGUCUGUCUUUCCGGUCUCAAUUGCACUGUUGAUUAAUUCUCUGAGGCGACACACAGGGAGGAUGCAGCGCAGCACCCACAGCCUGCAGGACCCCAGCGGCCAGGCUCACACCAGAGCUCUGAAGUCACUCAUCCCCUUCCUCGUUCUUUAUGCUCUGUCCUUUGCAUCCCUGUCAGAGAGUGACUGGUACUGGCCAUGGCAGAUUUUAAUCUACCUGUGCACAUCCUACAUCCUCAUCCUCAGCCACCUCCAGCUUCGAGGGGUGUGCAGUCAGCUACUUCUGUUGGCCAGGGGCUUCCAGCUGGCCUAG
Molecule: messenger RNA, 891 nt
Organism: Callorhinus ursinus (northern fur seal)
Lineage: Eukaryota; Metazoa; Chordata; Mammalia; Carnivora; Otariidae
Gene: TAS2R41
Product: taste 2 receptor member 41
Biological process (GO): G protein-coupled receptor signaling pathway; sensory perception of taste
Cellular component (GO): membrane
Molecular function (GO): bitter taste receptor activity; G protein-coupled receptor activity
Source: RefSeq, a predicted model, not a curated record